UUUCCAAACACAUUCAUACCGGCGUUGGGCACGAAGUGACUACGACAGGCGUUACGCGUUUCACAACAUGGGCAGUGUAUGUUCAGCGAUAGGAAAUGGACUGAAUGCCAUAAUUGCAGCGAUAGCAAACUUGCUCAUGGCUAUCGUUGGUGCCUUCACUAUGAUCAUUGUGACGAUAGUUGAUGUCAUAUUGGACAUCCUUUGCUGCAGAUGUGGUGGUCCACGGCGGAGGACAGGGAGAAGGACAUAUCGACACUAUAACCCCUAUUAUGGGUACUGAGCGAUUCUUUCUCACGCUGAUAUCGGGAAGAUACGGUGUGUUGCCAGCGAUACCAGACUUCUAAUUAUCCCGCUACAGUAGAGUAUAUUGAGUGGCGAUUGAGAUGUACAUAUACUAACAUUAUUGCGAGCGCCAAUUAGCUACUUUCAGAUGAAAACAUUGAGGA
This is a messenger RNA of Pisolithus orientalis, 446 nucleotides long. RefSeq lists its product as uncharacterized. The transcript has 3 exons. The record is from RefSeq and is a predicted model, not a curated record. Bases 68 to 280 code for a protein of 70 amino acids. NCBI's taxonomy places the organism in Eukaryota, Fungi, Basidiomycota, Agaricomycetes, Boletales, Pisolithaceae.